AUAAUACCCCAUAGAACGCAAAAAAGAACCCCGAAAAGGACAUCCUUCCCCAUACAGGCACUGACUUUUAAUCCGAACUGCGUCGCAGCGACGCAACGAACGAAACACGCACAACUGGCCGGCCUUGAAAGCAGCCACAUCAACCGAUUCCAGACCAUUGAACGAACGCGCUACUCCCGCACUGUUCCCGUGCUCCCACCCAUCCGAAACGGUCCUGUACAAAAGUCGAAAAGCAGCUCGAUGACGACGACGAGCCCCCGUGCGACCAGAACCCACCCCGUUCUCAGCACAACACAUUCCGGUCACGUUGGAUGCGUUCGUUGGUUUGGCAAACAGCGACCCAUCAGAGAGGCCACGAUCCCCCUCACACGCGCGCACUAAGAACAUUUUAGUGCAAAUCGUGGAAUAAAACCGCACCAACAUGGCCCGUCUUCUCGCCCGCUUCUGCAAAACGCUUCCGGUGCAGGGUAGCUCAACUAGGACGAUCCUGCCUGCCGUUACCAUGGUGCCGUCGCGCGCACGCAGCUCCGACACCCGUAUUCAGGCCGUAAAGCCUAUAGUGGAGAUGGAUGGUGAUGAGAUGACCCGCAUCAUCUGGCAGUUCAUCAAGGACAAGCUGAUCUUCCCUUAUGUUAAGGUCGAAGCACUUUACUACGAUCUCGGACUUCCCUAUCGCGACCAAACGAACGAUCAGGUAACGAUCGAUGCCGCCCAUGCCAUGCUGAAGCACAACGUCGGCAUCAAGUGUGCGACGAUCACGCCGGACGAGCAGCGCGUCGAGGAGUUCAAGCUGAAGAAGAUGUGGCUGAGCCCGAACGGUACGAUCCGCAACAUACUCGGCGGCACGGUGUUCCGCGAGCCGAUCAUCUGCAACAACAUUCCCCGCAUCGUGCCCGGCUGGACCAAGCCGAUCGUGAUCGGGCGUCACGCGCACGGCGACCAGUACAAGGCGCAGGACUACGUGGUGCGCAAGCCCGGCACGGUCAAGAUGGUGUACACCGGCGAGGACGGUACGGUGGAGGAGAUCCAGCUGUACAAGUACACCUCGCCCGGCGUGGCGCUGGCCAUGUACAACACCGACGAGUCGAUCAGCGCGUUCGCGCACUCCUCGUUCCAGGUGGCGCUGGGCAAGCGGUGGCCGCUGUACCUUUCCACCAAGAACACGAUCCUGAAGCGCUACGACGGUCGCUUCAAGGACAUUUUCCAGGAGAUUUACGAGAAAGACUACAAGAAGCAGUUCGAGGAGGCCAAGAUCUGGUACGAACACCGGCUGAUCGAUGAUAUGGUCGCGCAAGCGCUGAAAUCGUCCGGCGAGUUCGUGUGGGCCUGCAAAAACUACGACGGCGACGUGCAGUCGGACAUCGUCGCCCAGGGUUACGGUUCGCUCGGUCUCAUGACGUCCGUGCUGGUGUGCCCGGACGGCAAAACGGUCGAAUCGGAAGCGGCACACGGAACGGUCACGCGCCACUACCGCGAGCAUCAAAAGGGACGCCCCACUUCCACCAAUCCGAUCGCUUCGAUCUUUGCGUGGACGCGCGGUUUGGAGCACCGUGCGAAGCUGGACAACACGCCCGAACUGGCCCGCUUCUCCAAGGCGCUCGAGAAGGCCUGCGUCGACACGGUGGAAUCGGGCAAGAUGACCAAGGAUCUGGCCCUGUGCAUUCACGGCUCGCGCAACCUCAAGGACAGCAUGUACCUGAACACGCAGGACUUCCUGGAAGCCAUCUCCGAGCAGCUGGAGCGCACGUGGAAGAAGUAAAGAGUGGCCACACUCGUCCCCACAUCCCUCCCUGCCUUUCUAUUUUGUAUCAUAUGUGCAGUAAUCUUUUUCUCCCACAACCAAAAGUGUGUAUGUGAAUUAAAAUAAAAACUUUUUAUUACACUA
Molecule: messenger RNA, 1885 nt
Organism: Anopheles merus
Lineage: Eukaryota; Metazoa; Arthropoda; Insecta; Diptera; Culicidae
Product: isocitrate dehydrogenase [NADP], mitochondrial-like
Exons: 6
Coding region: 422-1759 (445 amino acids)
Biological process (GO): isocitrate metabolic process
Cellular component (GO): mitochondrion
Molecular function (GO): magnesium ion binding; isocitrate dehydrogenase (NADP+) activity; NAD binding
Source: RefSeq, a predicted model, not a curated record